GGUAUGCGGGCCACCGCACCGCGCCGGGACUACCGGGGCCGGCGUGAAAGUUGAGAGUGAAAAUUCAUUCAGUGUUCAGAGCAGGCUUCUUGACUUGUGACGUGCUUUUAGGAAGAACAAAUUCCUUCUCUCUUCAAGUUUGCUACUUGAAAUCAUUUGAAAUGCAUGUCGUUACUUGCAUUGCACCAGUUAAUAUUGCUGUUAUAAAAUAUUGGGGCAAGCGAGAUGAGGUCCUCAUUGUUCCUACCAAUGAUUCCUUGAGUGGAACUCUUUCCAUGGAACAAAUGCAUGCCAAAACAACCAUAAUGGCCAGUCCAAAUUUUAAGAAGAACUGUAUUUGGCUGAAUGGAAAAGAGGAAUCCUUUGACAAUGAACGUUUGCUGACUUGCCUGAGAGAAGUUCAGAGACGAGCUGAGCGAGAUGGCGCCAAUAAAGAUCUUCUCAAAUGGCACAUUCAUGUAUGUUCAGAAAAUAAUUUUCCUACAGCAGCUGGUCUUGCAUCAUCAGCUGCUGGUUAUGCAUGCUUCGUUUAUACCCUUGCACAGUUAUAUAGUGUGAAAGGAGACGUAUCCCAAAUUGCACGUCAAGGCUCUGGAAGUGCCUGCCGUAGUUUGGCAGGUGGAUUCGUCAGAUGGCAUAUGGGUUCUGCACCUGAUGGUUCAGAUUCCAUUGCAACACAAGUUGUGCCAGAAACUCAUUGGCCUGAAAUGAGAGUCAUUAUUCUUGUUGUAAAUGACAAGAAGAAGAAAGUUAGCAGUACAUCUGGCAUGCAGCGAUCAGUUCUAACAAGUGAACUUUUGAAGCAUCGAAUCACAUACUGUGUUCCUCAGAGAGUAAAAGAUAUUGAGAAGGCAAUUAUCUCAAAAGACUUCAACACAUUUGCUGAGAUAACUAUGAAAGAUAGCAAUCAGUUUCACGCUGUGGCAUUGGACACUUAUCCACCAGCAGUGUAUAUGAAUGAUGUCUCUCAUGCCAUUGUUGACUUCAUUCAUUGCUUCAAUAAGGCCAAGAAGUCAACAAAGGUCGCCUAUACAUUUGAUGCUGGUCCAAAUGCUUGCCUGUAUUUAUUGGAGUCGGCUGUGGCAGAGACUAUAGCUUUAGUCAACCACUUCUUUCCUGGUCACAAUUCAAAGAACAUUAUUCAAGGCCUUCCAGUGCCUCCAGCUAAUGUUCAAGAGACAAUUGCUGCAAUUGAGAAAAUGGGUGUGGUCAGGCAUGAGGAAGGUUUGCUGAAGUUUGUGAUCAACACACGUGUUGGAGAGGGGCCAAAGCAACUGACAGAUAGCAGUCAACACCUGUUAUCUCCCUCUGGUGUUCCAAAGCGAUUAGCAGAAUGAACUUCUCAACCUUUUGCUUAAAUUAUCUGUUUUGCUGUUGCAAAGAACCCAUGGAUCAAAUGGUGAUGGACUUGUAUGGUGGUGGACCAAUUCAACUUGUACCAAGCAGAUAGCUUAGAUUUUCAAUAUGGACUGAACUGACUGAACUGUUACCAUAGCUAUUUAUUUUUAAUUGGAAGGCUGGCACUGAUGGUAUGACUCUCUGGGGGCACAAUGAAGUGAUCAUGUUGGGCCCUAUUACCCAUAGGAACAAAAAUUAUAAUGUUAAAAUAAAAUGCAACUGUUUAUUUACAUGUAA
Thrips palmi is the source of this 1635-nucleotide messenger RNA. RefSeq names its product diphosphomevalonate decarboxylase (gene Mvd). The transcript is spliced from 9 exons. The coding region runs from base 162 to 1337 and encodes 391 amino acids. Gene Ontology annotation, molecular function: ATP binding; diphosphomevalonate decarboxylase activity. NCBI's taxonomy places the organism in Eukaryota, Metazoa, Arthropoda, Insecta, Thysanoptera, Thripidae. Gene Ontology annotation, biological process: isopentenyl diphosphate biosynthetic process, mevalonate pathway; isoprenoid biosynthetic process. Gene Ontology annotation, cellular component: cytosol. The record is from RefSeq and is a predicted model, not a curated record.